Saccoglossus kowalevskii is the source of this 2259-nucleotide messenger RNA. Its product is annotated as protein SSUH2 homolog. NCBI's taxonomy places the organism in Eukaryota, Metazoa, Hemichordata, Enteropneusta, Harrimaniidae. The record is from RefSeq and is a predicted model, not a curated record.
AUGAGAGUAACACCCCCUGAAGAGGUUACAGAUAGUCACGUGAGAAUCAUCACUCCCUUCGUUUGAUCAAUGUAAACAGUGAAACACAUUGAUAUGCGAGGUCUUCGCUUCGUAAACUGCUGUGACUGUGAAUCAUUUCGUUAGAGUCAUUCAGAGGUUCCGAACGCUUCCGCAAGUGGCGCAAAAAUAGCCUGACUUGUCUGGUGAAAUUACGACGCAAGCUCAGAACAGUGUGUCGUACAAGACGCAAGUUACUGAAACUCGACCAACCUCUAGACAAGGCAAGAUGAGCGAAAAACAACCACUGUUAAGUGGACCUCCAUACCCUGGCAAUCCUCAAGGUCAACCACAAUAUCCAGGAACCCAGGGACAGCCACCAUAUCCAUAUCCAUCGGCCCAAGGACAGCAACCAUACCCACCAGCCCAGGGACAGCAACCAUAUCCACCAGCCCAGGGACAGCAACCAUACCCACCAGCCCAGGGACAGCAACCAUACUCACCACCUUCUGGGCAGUCUCCUUAUCCAGCAGCAGGGGGCGCUACCCCUGGUUAUCAGAGUGGAUACCCAGCAGCCACUAGUGGAAAUCAUGUUGACACACCAACGUGGCAAGGUGAAGUUCCUGAUGAUGACCCAGAUGAAAACCCAAAUGUGCAGCCUCCAUCAGCGACAGCCCCACCGCUUGAGAAAAUGGACCAAUUUUCAGGGUAUGAAAAUAUGGAAGGUACACCAUUACAGCCACCUCCUAGCUACAAUGAAGCACUUCACUCACAGCCACCACAGAGCCAAGAUAUGGCAACAAGAGUACCAGUUGUUUCUGAAGAACAAGCAAGAAAUGCAUUGCUCGACCAUGUUUCUCAGAAUUGCUGUUUUGGUUCGAAACCAGCAAAUGAAUUGAUCUUCACCAAUAUUCUCCCAUCAAGCGCAUUCCAUUAUUCAUUGGAAUCCUACACUGAGAAAAGGUCAACUAAAUGGGCCUAUGAACCAUAUCAUGGGCAAGUAAUUGAUGGGUCAUUCAAUGGUGUAGCGCCAUCUCCGUGGGAUAUAGAGGCAAGACCUCCUGCAUUAUUUCAGUCGCACACUGUAAAUAUGGAAGUACCACAUACAGCAUCUGUCAAGCCUUGUCAUGACUGUAUUGGUCUGGGUAGAAAACGAUGUUAUAAUUGUCAUGGUAGAGGAAGGACUCGAUGCCAUAGUUGCCAUGGACACGGUCAUUCAACUCAUUAUAUCAAUGGUCAUCAUGAGAGACGCCAUUGUCAUUUUUGUCAUGGCCAUGGGAGAAAACGGUGCUUUGUCUGCAAUGGUCAUGGUCACACUGCGUGUCAUACAUGUAAUGCUAGGGGUCAACUGAAGUGCUUCAUCAGACUGACUAUUGAAUGGAUUGUUCACCAUGAUGACCAUGUUGUGGAAAGAACUUCAUUGCCAGAUGAAUUAAUUCGCACUGUGUCUGGCGAGACUGUCUUCAAACAGGAACUUCCUAGGGUUUGGCCAAUCAAUCAUUUUCCAGAUGUAAAUAUCAAUGAAGCAUCUAAAAAUUUGGUACAGCGUCACCUGACGGGUUUUCAAGCAGAACGUAUAAUUAUGCAGCGUCAUAAAGUUCGAGUUAUUCCAGUUGCUAACAUCCAUUGUCAUUGGAACAACAAUAGUUUCUCGUACUUUGUAUAUGGAUUUGAACACAAAGUGCAUGCACCAGACUACCCCCAACAGUGCUGCUGCGGAUGUACAUUACUGUAAACCACCACUAGAGGGCGACAUUACACCUGACAAGAUAUGAUUUUUCUAUUUCAGUGUUUGGUUUGUUUAAUAUUAACAAUCAGAUUUGAUUGCUAUAAUUAUCCAGUAUGUCAACUGCAUAGAUAAAUUAAUUUUUUUGUAUGUGAAAAAAUUAGUUGUUAACCACAGGAUAGGUUUUUAAUUGAAGAGAAUUUUAGGGAUGUAUAUCUAGAAACUUCAUUCCCAUAGAAACAGGGAAUUUUAUUUUUUCUCUCUUAGUCACAUUUUUCUUAACAUUGGAUUUUUUGUGUAUCUAAUGAUACAUUGUUUCCAAUACUGUCUAUCUCCACAACAGAACAUCUUGAAUUAUACCACACUCACAUACAUGACAUUAUAGCAUUUUACAAUCCACUGUAUACAACUGUUAUUUCAGUUCCAUAUCUGUACACAUUGAAUUACACAAUAUAUAUUUACAUAUUUUAUUGAAUUGCAGUAACUAACAUUUCACAGAAGUGAAUAAUAUUUGUAUACAUAGAACUCGAAAAAUA